GUCAAGGGAGAAGCGUGCUUCUGUGUUUGCCCCUCCCUAAAAAGAGAACUUUCACCCCUUCAAUAAUUGCAUCUGGAAAUGGGAGGGGUGAACAACCUCCAGUACAAAGCCUUUGCAAGAGCAGUUGUCUGGAUGACAGACGGAGAAGGAGCGAAGUCUGAAUAGGGUAGCCCUGCAAGUCACAGAAAGUGGCCCUUGGAUGCCCCUCUCAAAAGGACAACUCUGCCUUUCUCCAAACUCUCCAAGAUACUAGAAUCGAACUCCUGCUCCAACUGGAUCUGGUUUUGCCUCUGGCAUCCUAUUCUGCUGGCAUCUCAUUCUUUCUUAUUCUCUGUAGCUGAAGUAAAGCUGCUCCAGAAAGAUGGCUCACAACCCACAAGUCAACAUCACGAUGACGGAGCCCAAUACAAAUGGGGUUCCAUGCAGGAAGUUGUCUACCAGGAGCUCAAUGAGGGCCACCACUGUGACUUUUCACAACAUCUACUACAGAGUAAAGAUGAAGAGCGGUUUUCUCUGUUGUCGAAAAACAGUUGAAAAAGACAUUCUGAAGGAUAUCAAUGGCAUAAUGAGACCUGGUCUGAAUGCAAUUCUGGGGCCAACUGGCAGUGGCAAAUCUUCUCUUCUGGACAUUUUAGCUGCAAGGAAAGAUCCUCAUGGCCUGAGUGGAGAUGUUCUCAUUAAUGGUGCUCCUCAGCCGGCUAAUUUCAAGUGCAUAUCUGGAUAUGUUGUACAGGAUGAUGUGGUGAUGGGGACCUUGACUGUGAGAGAGAACCUCCAAUUCUCAGCAGCCCUCCGAUUAUCAAAGACUGUGAGGCAGAGGGAAAAGAAUGAAAGGAUUGACCAGAUCCUCAAUGACCUGGGCUUGACAAAAGUGGCAGAUUCAAAGGUUGGAACCCAGUUCAUUCGUGGUGUGUCAGGAGGAGAGAGGAAAAGAACGAAUAUAGGAAUGGAGCUCAUCACCGACCCUGCCGUCUUGUUCUUAGAUGAGCCAACCACUGGAUUGGAUGCCAGCACAGCCAAUGCGGUGCUAUUGCUCCUCAAAAGGAUGUCAAAGCAGGGAAAAACAAUAAUCUUUUCCAUCCAUCAACCUCGGUACUCCAUCUUCAGACUAUUUGAUCAAUUGACUUUGUUGGCUGCAGGAAGAAUGCUGUAUCAUGGACCUGCUCAGAAUGCCCUGGAUUACUUCAAGUCCAUUGGUUACGAAUGUGAACCAUAUAACAACCCCACUGAUUUCUUUCUGGAUGUCAUUAAUGGAGACUCGACAGCGGUGACUUCAAACAAGACUGAGGAAAUUGAUAUAGAUAACAUCGAUGAGCAUCUUGAUCGUGAUAAGUCAUUGGCAGAUCAAUUAGCGGAGACGUAUGCCAGCUCACACUACUAUCAAGAAACAAAAGCUGAGCUGGAAAAGUUAUCUUUCCCAACAAGCAAAAGAGAGCCCAUAUUCCGACAGAUCACCUAUAUCACAUCCUUCUGCCACCAGCUCAAAUGGGUCUCAAAACGGACUUUCAAAAAUUUGCUAGGCAACCCGCAAGCCUCUAUAGCACAGCUGUGUGUCACCAUUUUCCUGGGGCUGGUCGUAGGUGCCAUAUUCUUUGAUGCCAAAUAUAACUCUAGUGGUAUGCAGAACAGAGUUGGUGCCAUGUUCUUUUUGACCACUAACCAGUGCUUCAGCAGCAUCUCUGCCAUUGAACUGUUUAUCGUGGAGAAGAAAAUAUUUAUUCAUGAAUAUAUCAGUGGAUACUACAGAAUUUCUGCAUAUUUCUUUUCAAAACUAAUGGCUGAUUUAAUACCCAUGAGAACUUUACCAAGCAUCAUUUUCACAUGCAUUGUUUACUUCAUGAUAGGUUUUAAACCAACGGCAUCAGCCUUCUUUAUAAUGAUGUUUACCAUGAUGAUGGUCUCCUACACUGCUACUUCCAUGGCACUUGCUAUUGCUGCCGGGCAAAGUGUGGUGUCUGUGGCAAAUCUGCUCAUGACCAUUGCCUUUGUUUUCAUGAUUAUUUUCUCUGGGUUGUUGGUAAACCUCACCAGCAUCCUGCCUUGGCUUUCUUGGCUCCAGUAUUUCAGCAUUCCUCGAUAUGGCAUGACAGCACUCCAGAUUAAUGAAUUUACUGGUCUUGAUUUCUGUGGCCCGAGGAACAAUUUGAAUAGUUCUUACUGUGUAGAUAAUAGUACACUUCUCAAGUGCCUUGGAGAUGAGUACCUCAAAGAGCAAGGGAUUGAUGCUUCUUCAUGGGGCCUGUGGCAGAACCAUGUUGCAUUGGCUUGCAUGACUAUCAUUUUCCUUACAAUUGCAUACCUGAAGUUGGUUUUCAUGAAAAAGCUCUCUUAGACAUGUAGACAGGUCUGUUGUUCCAGCAAAGAAGCUAAAUUCAUAUCCAAUGUUUUGGACUAUAACCUUCAUCAUCUCCAGCCCACAGGGCAAUGAAGACUAAUGCACAGGGAGCACCAGGUUGGCAGAAGACUGAGCUAUAAAAUGGACUAUACCAUUGUCAACCCACCUUUUACUUUAUUUCUGGAUAGAACUCAUCAUGACUACAACAGCAUUGCCAAAAAAAACCUGGCAUUUUAUUAAUAAUUCAUUUUCUCAUUUGUUAUACUGACACCCUCCAUGCAGUGAUCAGAAGUCAGAAACUCAUAUCACAUUUUUGCAACGUAUAAGUGACAUAAAGUAAUCAAGACUUUGCAAGCUUCAUAAACUGAAACAAGAGAGAGUUAAUUAAUCCUCCUACUGAAAGCUAUGGGCAAAAGGGCUUAAGUUGUUCAAUUUGAACUAGCCCGACAGCAUCCUAUGGAAUCACAGAAAAAGGCAUUUCUCAGCCAGAGAGCUGUUGUGCCUCACAAUUCUACAUAUCCUGGGUUUACAUAGGAUGCAGCCAUGUAUAUAUUAAAGUGGCAUUUCACACUGUUCAGUGUGAAAGAGCCCCUGCAUGGGUCAUAAUUCCUGAAGGACUGGUUGCCUCAUACUUUGAGGGAUGGUAAACACAUUGUCCCAAACACGGGCUACGCUAGGAGCAAGAAACAUGGAUACUGAAAAACCAAUCAAUUUUUUUGCAGCAUUGUACUACUUUUACUUUGGAAAGCACUUUUGGCAUGUUCAGAGAAUGUGUUGCACAGAUAUGUCUUCACUCAUGAACUUCCACUCGUAUGAUUGAUAAAUGCACAGAGGGAGCAGAACUAAUGUAUUUCCUGGGGAUCUGUCUCCAACAUCAUAGCUUCUGCUGGCUCCCUCCCCUUGGCUCCAUGUGUUUGGCAUGAUGAUUUAAAAGAAGAGAGUCCACAAGGCUCACAGUGAGGUGGCCAGCCAUUAGCUCUCUUUCUAGUUUAAAAUUAUUAUGAACAUGGUGAAUUGGAUGGAUGGGGCCUUCUGAAUAUGGUAUGUGCAUGCCUCAGUGUCAAGUCAUUUAUGGUCAGCUCACAAAAGCCCAAUCUACACUGCCAAAUAGUGCAGUUUCAAACUGAACCAGUGUUUCUCAACCUUCGUAAUGCCACAAUCCUUUAAAACAGUUCCUCAUGUUGUGGUGUCCGCCAGACAUAAAAUUAUUUUGGUUGCUACUUCAGAACUGUAAUUUUGCUACUAUUAUGAAUUGUAAUGUAAAUAUCUGAUAUGCAGGAUGUAUUUUCAUUCACUGGAUCAAAUUCACUGGACACAAAUACCUGAUACACCCAAAUUUGAAUACUGGUGGGAUUGCGGGGGAUUGAUUUUGUCAUUUGGGAGUUGCCGUUGCUGGGAUUUAUAGUUCUCCUACAAUCAAAGAGCAUUCUGAAUUCCACCAAUGAUGGAAAUGAACCAAUGUAUUGUCGAAGGCUUUCAUGGCCGGGAUCACUGGGUUGUUGUAGUUUUUUUCAGGCUAUAUGGCCAUGUUCUAGAGGCAUUCUCUUCUGACAUUUUGCCUGCAUCUAUGGCAAACAUCC
Molecule: messenger RNA, 3915 nt
Organism: Anolis sagrei ordinatus
Lineage: Eukaryota; Metazoa; Chordata; Lepidosauria; Squamata; Anolidae
Product: broad substrate specificity ATP-binding cassette transporter ABCG2-like
Biological process (GO): transmembrane transport
Cellular component (GO): plasma membrane
Molecular function (GO): ABC-type transporter activity; ATP binding; ATP hydrolysis activity
Source: RefSeq, a predicted model, not a curated record